Molecule: messenger RNA, 459 nt
Organism: Trypanosoma theileri
Lineage: Eukaryota; Euglenozoa; Kinetoplastea; Trypanosomatida; Trypanosomatidae
Exons: 1
Coding region: 1-459 (152 amino acids)
Source: RefSeq, a predicted model, not a curated record
AUGUUUCGACUCGUUCUCUCUACCAGAAAUAAUGGAAUGGUGAGGUGUGCCUUCCCGGCCCUCACGAUGGCUCUCCGUCAGGGUCAUCACGCCCAGACCCAUCACGACUUCUCCGACUGCUUUACGCGCAAACUCACCCCAGAAGAGGAGGAAAUACUUCAAAUCCAACAGGAUCGACGAAAGGUGUCUGCGGUGGUUCCGGGAAAAAUGUUCAUGCGGCAUUGGAUAGCGGCAGAGCAAUCUACAGUGUCUGUUGUCAAUCGUGUGAUGUCCGGCAUUAUUGCGGUGUUUCUGAUGUUGUGGGCCUGUUGCUAUGCGACGAUGGGAUAUAACGGCCACAACUGCGCACACGUGGCGGGAUGGACGUUUAUUGCCUACUGGGUAGUACUGCACACACACUGCAUGACACUGAUUCCAGUCUUUAUCACUAUCGCUAUGCUGCAACUCCUUUUUAACUAA